GAUCAGAGAUCUCGUCAUUCUCAGUUUCCUCUAUCAUCUCCGAUCUCUUCUCGAAAUGGCGUCGUUUCGGUUCUUCAUAGCUAUCUCCCUCGUUUCUCUCAUCCUCAUUUCAACGCUCACUCCUUCAAUCUCCAAGACCGCCAAAAACGACAACGUCGAGCUUGACGACGACGAGGAUCUCCGUUUUCUCGAAGAAACGGAGGGAAAAAAAGACGCCGCUCCUUCUCACUCCCACUUCAACGAAGAAGAUGACGGCGACGACGAGUACCCCGACCUGGACGACGAGGAGUUCGGGAACUACCACGAUUUCGAUGACUCCGAUUCGGAUCCGUACAAGGAACCCGAAAUCGACGACAAGGACGUCGUCGUUUUGAAGGAAGGGAACUUCAGUGAUUUCAUUGAGAAAAACAAGUUCGUGAUGGUUGAGUUCUACGCGCCGUGGUGUGGCCAUUGCCAGGCGUUGGCUCCGGAGUACGCUGCGGCGGCGACGGAAUUGAAGGGAGAAGAAGUGGUGUUGGCCAAGGUGGACGCCACGGAGGAGAAUGAGCUGGCGCAAGAGUAUGACGUGCAGGGUUUCCCUACUGUUUACUUCUUUGUUGAUGGAGAGCAUAAGCCUUACCCUGGUGCUAGAAAUAAGGAGGCCAUAGUGACCUGGAUCAAGAAGAAGAUAGGGCCUGGUAUUUCCAACAUUACCACCAUCGACGAGGCUGAACGCAUAUUGACCUCAGAAUCUAAAGUUGCUUUGGGUUACUUGAACUCUUUGGUGGGUCCUGAGAGUGAGGAGAUUGCUGCCGCAUCACGACUCCAAGAUGAUGUCAGCUUCUAUCAAACUGUGAAUCCUGAUGUUGCGAAGCUUUUCCACCUAGAUCCUCAAGUUAAACGCCCUGCAUUGGUCUUAGUUAAAAUGGAGGCUGAAAAAAUAAACUACUUUGAUGGCCGGUUUGUUAAGACUGCAAUAUCCGAGUUUGUAUUUUCCAACAAGCUUCCUUUGAUUACAAUAUUUACUAGGGAAAGUGCUCCUUCAAUUUUUGAAAGCGAUAUUAAGAAACAGAUUUUGAUGUUUGCUGCAUUAAACAUUUCUGAGAAGUAUUUACCAUCAUUCCAAGAAGCAGCGAAAUCUUUCAAGGGAAAGCUUAUCUUUGUUUAUGUGCAAGUGGAUAAUGAAGAUUUUGGAAGACCUGUUGCAGAUUAUUUUGGUGUCAGUGGAGACGGUCCCAAACUCCUUGCAUACACUGGAAAUGACGAUGCUAGGAAGUUUGUCUUUGAUGGAGAAGUGACGUUGGAUAAAAUUAAGGCUUUUGGGGAAGAUUUUUUAGAAGACAGGCUUAAACCUUUCUACAAGUCAGAACCAAUUCCUGAAACAAACGAUGGGGAUGUGAAAGUAGUGGUUGGCAAUAACUUUGAUGAAAUCGUAUUAGAUGAGUCAAAGGAUGUCCUUCUUGAGAUCUAUGCACCUUGGUGUGGCCAUUGCCAAGCACUUGAGCCGACAUACAACAAGCUUGCCAAACAUCUCCGCGGCAUUGACUCUUUGGUUAUUGCUAAAAUGGAUGGUACAACAAAUGAACAUCCUAGGGCAAAGUCCGAUGGGUUCCCGACAAUUCUGUUCUUCCCGGCAGGAAACAAGAGUUUUGAUCCCAUAACUGUGGACACUGAUCGAACUGUCGUGGCAUUUUAUAAGUUCCUAAAGAAACAUGCAUCAAUCCCAUUCAAGCUCCAAAAACCAGUGUCAGCACCCAAAGCUGAAGCAGCAUCAACCCCAGAAACAAAGGGUGAGGAGUCGAAGGAGAGUGAUAAGAGCAGCAAUGGUGGCUUGAAGGAUGAGUUGUGAUCUCACAGUGAGGUUAUAUUAUAUGAAUAGAUAAGAGUAAAGAAUAGUGAGUAGAAACGAGGAAUCCGAAAAUUGUGAGGGUUCCUAGUGUUUGGUGUAUGAGUUUUUUUUUUUCUUAGAGGACAGCAAUUGGCUUUUUAGACGUUGAAGAAUAAAUGGCCCAUUGUUCUCUUGCUAUCA
This is a messenger RNA of Gossypium raimondii (Peruvian cotton), 2008 nucleotides long. Its product is annotated as protein disulfide isomerase-like 1-4. Bases 56 to 1828 code for a protein of 590 amino acids. Gene Ontology annotation, cellular component: endoplasmic reticulum. Gene Ontology annotation, biological process: response to endoplasmic reticulum stress; protein folding. The transcript has 12 exons. Gene Ontology annotation, molecular function: protein disulfide isomerase activity. Lineage: Eukaryota; Viridiplantae; Streptophyta; Magnoliopsida; Malvales; Malvaceae. The record is from RefSeq and is a predicted model, not a curated record.